This is a messenger RNA of Hypomesus transpacificus, 6474 nucleotides long. RefSeq lists its product as uncharacterized. Bases 629 to 4546 code for a protein of 1305 amino acids. The record is from RefSeq and is a predicted model, not a curated record. The transcript is spliced from 3 exons. Lineage: Eukaryota; Metazoa; Chordata; Actinopteri; Osmeriformes; Osmeridae.
GUGCCGCAAAACCUACUAGAAAAUAGUGCUGUGUCAACGGAGUCAGCUGGCAGUGAGUCUAGUAGGUGGAACACACCCACACUUUUCCAUAUACUUAGUGCUAGACCUAAGUAUCUUAAAGUUUAAUUGCAUGCGGGGCAUAAAUGUGAGAGAAUGUCUUAGACUAACUAGAAGGGUAAAGCUAACUUUUCUGGGUAAAUUGUUGUGCCUACGGCUUACCCCAGUUGUCCCCACAGCUUAGCUGUUUGCUACCAAACAUUGGACUCCAAUGACUCCAAUUUGGAGAGCUAGCUAGCUGUCUGGCUGCAUCAGCAGCAGUUUAACUCCGACAACCGGAGCACACAAAACUAGCUAGCUAGCUGGCAAACUUCUAUGGGCCUGGUGCGGACUAUUUUACUCUGGCUGAAGAGAGCGAACUCCCCGGGAAAGCGUCACCAUUCGUCCUUGGUUUAAGGAGAAACAUGGCGACAACAAGAAGUGCUAAACUUUGGGUGCUUCUACAUGGUCGUUCCCCGACUGUCCCACUCUUCUUUAUUGUAACAACGCCUUGCACUCAGCAGAAAUAAAUGUCUCUCCACCCCAAGCCCAAAGCAAAGGGAGGACUGGCAAGCCAAGACCGGGGAACAGGAUGGAGACUUCUACAUGGGCCACCGCUGGAUCGUGUCAAGCAUAUUUUGGACAACACUCCAAACCUUUUGUCACCAGACAAAAUCAACAGGAUGGAACCAGAGGUCAAAAUAGUUGGAAUACAACCACCAAUUUUCAACAGUAUUUACCGACGAUAUCGGCCACACAAGCGCCACAGGGCCAGUGCCCUUCCCCUAUUGGAGCUUACGCCACUGAACAGUUAUCCAAUCAAAACACUUCAAGCAAAUGGGUCACUACUUCCUCUCAAGGGGGACAUGGUUACUUCCCUCGCCAACACAGAGAGGAUUUUAAAGCACAGCCAGUGACCAGCCGAGGAUCACCUCUGAUUUCUCCCUCAGCAACAAACACACACCACGACAAUGCUUAUUGCCUGCCAGGCCCACCUCACGGGGGACAACACGGGGAACAGCAGGUACGCAGCAGAGAAAAUACAAAUGCAACUCCUGCUACGACAGUUGGUCAUGGCAACAACCAAAUUCACAGACGGCAUCUACUUUUGUCUCUGCUACAAUCAAACACUCCACCUCAAUAUAAUCUACAAUCCUGGGGUUCCUCAAACUAUGACAGUCAUGUCCAAAGUGCACAGACCUCCAGUCCUGUGACACCAACAGCAUGUUCAGUGUCUUUUCCCACUGAUAUGCAAAGGAUUUGUCUCCCUCAGAACCAGCCAGCCAGCUGUGGCAACGGAAUGAGCAGCGGUCAGUCUGGUAUGUCUGCUCAUGGUGGCCCAUCCAUGCUACCAAGUCAGAAAUCUCACCAUCAACCUUUCAAUACCAAUAAUCACAGCCAACAAUCAAGUAAAAAUGCUUCAAGUCAACAAUUACUGCCAAAGCCAAGCACGAACCAACAGCAGCAAUCCAACCCGGCCAGUUAUAGUUCCUUCCAGAGCAUACCCGGCUUUCACAAUGCAAGCAUUGUUGCUCGUGGGACAAAUGUAGGUCUGCAACACACACACCAUCCCCAAAUGCUUCAUAUAAUUGGACACGCCACCCCAAAUCAGCCUUGCACAGCAAAUGCUGAACAAAAUGGAGGCACCCAGAGGAAUGUACAAUUUGCAGGGCAAGACGAGGCUUUGCCGUCUUACAAAACGGCAAUGAGGGAAUGCAGUAUUACUAGCAACAAUAACCUUUACAGUCAUCCACUAGAACAGCAGAAGACAAAUGGUGUACCACUCUAUGUAACAAAUAACCAAAGUGGGAAUGAAUUUAAAGCACAAAAUGUCAAUUUUGGAGGAUGUAAUCCGGUUGAGAAUAUCCAGGGUCAACGACAGCAAGGACCUUCGGCAAGUAAUGAAUCACAAACGAUGACCAUGUAUGAGCAAGUCACACACAAUCAUUUUAAUUUUCAACAGUAUUCAGCAUCAGGCCCAUCUGCUCUGCAGGGGCAAAAAGCCAUUGCAGUGGUACAACCACUAUCAACAGAACAGCAGGUCAUGGCUUCUGAUAAAAUUACAAGCAAAACUCCACAGAAGACAACCCAAACAACAAGUGCUUCUGAACUGUUAAAAGUGAAUUCUACUACCAAAGGUCAACACGCACUCAGUCCUGCUCAGGGGCAAGGGGAAGGGGGAGAGGUACUUGUGCCUUGCAGUGAGGAAACCGAUUGCUCGGUAACUUCAGCUGAGGGUGUUUUAGAGCUGUCCCCAAUUCCAACAAUCCCUUGGACAUUAGAAAAAUGUACCAAUUUGCUGAAGAUGUGCCAAAACUUUUCAGAGAAGGACAGUGCAAGUGCAAUUGAAAAAGAUGUUGCUAGCACAAUAUUAAACCAUUACUGGGGUGGAAGUUACAAUAGAUUAUUAUACAUGCUGCAAUCAGACUACUACAAAAAGUUUCUGGCAUUUAUAACAAAGUCCUGUGGUAACAUGAAGUCACCACAAGUUAUAUUUUCCCAAGUCGACCCUAAACACAUGGAUAGGCUUAAAGAAAAAUUAUAUAUUCUCAGACACGGUUCUGUUUAUUUCGAGGAGGUGCAUAAGUCUUCGUGGUUGAAUACCAAUGAGAAGCUAGAUGACAUAGAUAAAGAUUUUGGCUUUCCAUGUUGCCUUAAGAGAACCCAACCAACUUCUCAGAUGGAGGAGCAUCCUGAGGGGAAACAACCAGAGAAGCACUGCACCGAAGAGACUAUGACAUCUGAACAACCGCAUGGCCAGAUGCAAGAUGCAGUGAUGGUCCCGCCAGAGAAUGCACCGCCCAGGCCUGAAUCCAAAGAUGUGGAUGAAAUUCAAGAGUUAUGUCUCUCACACAGUGCUACAGAGACAACAUCACCUGACGAGGUGGAAUGUUCUGAAGACUGUAGUUCAAUCGAUCCAUUUACGUCCAUGGAAAUCCAUGUCCUGGCUCCAGAGGAGGCCAAACGACUCUUUGAAUGUGUGCAGGUGCAAAGUGAAAAGACAGCAGACCAGGAGAAAGAAGAUGGAUCUUCACAAGAUUGCCCCAUCAAGGAGGAGUCAUCUGAGGAGAUGGAUGUGGAGUCAAAGGAGUGGACGUCAGAAAAUAAGGAGGAAGAUCAAAUAGAAAAGUAUUGCUGUCUCUUGAAGUUAAUGAGCAAAAUGCGUGGCCUGAACAAUGCCUGCCAGUGCGAGACAAACCUUGGUCUUGCAAGACCUCCUUUAGAUAAUGACCAUGUUGAAACUGACACUCCUGUGUCUUCAGUUUUAACUGGGAAAAAACCAAACAGCGUGGUUGUGGAUCUGGAUGAAGACAUGGAGGCUUACAUUGAAUCACAGUCAGUUUGUUCUCCUUCAAGAGCUCCAGUAGCAGAUCUCACUAUCAAUAUCUCGGAUGAUGAUGAUGUCAUGGUCACACUAUUGACCGAACAAGAAAUACAGGCACUACAGGCGUCUUCUCAAAUUCAUGCAAAUGAGGACACAACUGGUAAAAAUCCGGUAGAAUUUAAGGUUAUUUUGAAGUUACCGUUAAGUGAAAAAGUGGACUUACCAUCAAGUGAGAAAGUUGACUAUCUUGCUUCUCUCUCCUUAAUACAGAAACCUGAGAGCGUCACUUCUAAAAGGAAAUGUGAGGACAAUGGCAGAAAAAAAAGGGUUGGAAGAAAGAGGAAACUAUGUUUGAAAAAUUCAGAACUUGUCCCAGAAAGUAAUAAGAGUAAAACGAGUGAGAGAGCCUUGACUAUUGGUUCCAGCUCUCUUAUUCAGCCCAAUCUGUCUGAAUACUGGCAUUUCAAGGAUUUUCAACCUGUCAAAUCAUUGCCCAAAUGGUCACCGGAGGUGAAGCAACCAGAGUCUAACAGCUCUCAAAAGCUUACAGGCCCUGGCAGUGUUAACAGUAGCUUGCAAGGGAGCAUAAUCACACUGGCCUUGUUUGGUUCUUCACGGAAUAACUAUGGAGGUGUACAAACUAGCCAAAGCAAAGACGAACCCUUUAAAUCAACUAGACACAAUCAUUUCACAGACAGGACUUUGGUGCCCCCGCAAACCCUCACUCUCAGUUCAAGGAGCCCCGAGCCCAGAAGCCCUGUCAAAGAGCGGCUUUUUAGAGACUGGAAGGAUAGUUUUGUACCAACAGUGAAAAAAAAGUCUAAACGGGGCAGGCCUUGUAAGGUUAAAAAGUCAGAUGUGGAUUUAAAUGAGCCCACACAGACCAGACCUUCAGAAAUGGAGAGGUGUCCUCCCAGGGUCUCAAGGGGGAGACCCCGAGGUGGGUCAGGAGGGAUGAGGCAGUCCUUGGCUGACAGCAAGAAGGCAGUCAUCUUGAAUAAAUUAAAAUUAAGACUUGAGAAGUCGAAGAUUCGUGCAGCAACAUUCAGUAGUUCUGAGGAAACCAAGAGUAAAUGUCAGAACCCUGUUUUCAACCCUGCAAAGGAGAACAGUGUUCUGGAGUUCAGUUUGCUACCAAAGACUUUUAUCUUCAAAGAAUUGGAACCCCAAAAUGCCGCCAACUGAUUUAACAGUGGGUAUGGAUGGCCUAUCAAGGGGGAAACCUCAGAAAACGAGGACUAAAUUCUACACACAGGCAACAUUUAUAUUGUAUCUAUUAUAUGUUGGAAGGAGGAAUGUGUACUCUUAUUUCUGUUGGGAUUAUUAAAGGACUAUAAAAUAAAAAUAACACUGUCGGUAUGUGCCUGCCUGGUCAGCAUCACCGAGAAUGUACAGUUGUUCCCUCUGGGGGACUGAUUGGUCCCAAGGCCAUAAAUGCCAUUAAGAAAUGCCUUCAAUCAUAAGCCAAUUCCAAUAGUAUUCACCAUACAUUUCCUUACAUGCAAUACAAAAAAUGAAAAAGACAUGAUAUAUAAAUGUUAUUAACUGACAAUCCUAAAAGUCACUGUUAUUUAACAUAAUCCAAUAAUUCCUUGGGAUGGGAUGGAAGGAUGGGAGAAUGCUUAGCAGAUAGCUGCUUUGAUAUAAAUGUGACUUAUUUUUCUAGACUCACAAAUGUUCCUCUUAUAUUUUGGUAUUUUACACAGAAUGAAUGUUCCUCUCAUAUUUUGGUAUUUCACACAGAAUGAAAGUAUUUUACACAGAAUGAUUGUUCCUCUCUUAUAUUUAGGUAUUUUACACAGAAUGAAUGUUCCUCUCUUACAUUUUGGUAUUUCACACAGAAUGAAUGUAAGUAUUUUACACAGAAUGAAUGUUCCUCUCUUAUAUUUUGGUAUUUCACACAGAAUGAAUGUAAGUAUUUUACACAGAAUGAAUGUUCCUCUUAUAUUUUGGUAUUUCACACAGAAUGAAUGUAAGUAUUUUACACAGAAUGAAUGUUCCUCUCUUAUAUUUUGGUAUUUCACACAGAAUGAAUGUAUGUGCACCGAUGUAAACAUUGAAUGUUGACAAAUAUACUUUUUUCAAAUUUGUGAAUUGUAUUUUUUUAAUAAACAUUAAUGGUUUCAAUUAUUCUGUGGUUUAUGACACCUGAUAGGGUGGAAUGUAGUCCAUAAUUCAUAAUCCCAUUGUGUUGCAAAUGUGCAUGCCCUCAGGCUGUGUGAGAUCUGUGUUGAUCAUAGGUCUGCACUUAUUCAGAUGGGCCUUCCUCAGUAAAACCAAUGCUUAGAUAAUCAUGCAUGUGCAGAACUCAAACCUAGCCAUAAAGAAGUGGAACCACUUCUGAGCAACAGUAUAGUUCAUAAAAAUGUUGCUCCAAUCAUCUGGCUCUUUAAAUGCAUGGCAAAUAUUACUCAUAUAAUCCUAAAAGACACAAGAUUGCAAUUACAUGUAGUCAUAGCAGACUCUUUGAUCCAUCAUACAAGUUUUUGUAUUUUAUUACAAUUUUCUAAUUUAUUUUCGCUUUAUUGGAUGGUGUCAGUUUAAGGUAUACAGGAAAGGCAGAGUGGAGUCAUGCAGUGAAGGAAUCGAAACCAGGAAGUUGGUUAAGGCCUCAGGCCAUGUGGUACGCGCUUUAUCCGGUGUGCCACUGAAUCGCACAGGGAGCACACUGCUAAAGUGGGAAACUUGCACGUGUAAAUUGGUUAUAUUAAUUGCAGUAUACCACCUAAUUUUCAAGUUUAUACGAUGCUUGGUACUCAAAAUGAUCAAGCCAUGGACACACAGAGUCCUGCUUUUUAUAGAAGAAACUAAAUUGUCUCAUAGAACACUGGGAGAACGUUUUUAUUUAAAUUUUGGGCAAAUUAAAAAUAAUCAAAUGGAAUGUUACAUGUAGAACAAAUGUCUAAGGUAUUUAAUGCUUUCUUGAUAGCAAAUGUUGAUAUUUUGUUCAAGUAGUUUCAACUUGUUUUUAAAAACACAAAAAGAGGCUCACAAUUUCUGUUUACAUUUGUGAAUGUACAAUUUUCCAAGAAAUUAAAUUAAAACAAAAGCAAGCAUUUGUUGUUCUCAUUGUGAAAGGCAGAGGAGGCAAUGUUGUUAAGAAGCACUUUUUU